Acanthocheilonema viteae is the source of this 861-nucleotide messenger RNA. Lineage: Eukaryota; Metazoa; Nematoda; Chromadorea; Rhabditida; Onchocercidae. The record is from the annotation of a GenBank genome assembly.
AUGUUGAUAAUAGUGGCGGUGAUGUGGGAUGAUGGUGGCAAUGGUGGUAGUGGUAGCAACGGUGGUGGUGGCGACGAUGGGAAAUGGAAUGGGUUAGAAUGGUACCGCCCAAGUUACGAUAUCAUAAAUACAUAUAGUUUACGAGUCGUUCAUUUUAGUACCAAUGAUACGGCAACGAAAGAAAGGCCGUGCCAGCAGUAUUUACUGAACGAGGCCGAUAUUACUGCUGUAAUAGUUAGUCCAAGCAAUGUGCUAACAUUAUCCUCUUACCGUAUGCACAUGGCAUUUAAUCCAUUUUUGGCGAGGCCGGAUUUGGCCUUGCUACCACCUUACUUGCAACCACCACCAUUCCCAUCCUUACCUGGUCCAACAGGUUUUUUCCCUCGGUUACCAACUGAAAUCACCGAAUUUGCGCCAUCAUUACCGUCAUCAGGUACACGAAUUGUGGAUGAUGACGGUGUAACUGAUGAUCCAAAAGUAGAAUUGGAUGAUAAAAAUCUCUGGGAUCAAUUCUGUAACUGUGGUACCGAAAUGGUCAUCACUAAAAGUGGAAGGCGGAUAUUUCCGGCCUUCAAAGUAAAGCUUUCCGGUUUGGAUAAACGUUCAAAGUACAUUUUACUAAUGGACAUUGUACCAGCUGAUGAAUGCCGCUACAAAUUUCAUAAUUCUCGAUGGAUGGUAGCUGGUAAAGCAGACCCGGAAAUGCCAAAACGUAUGUAUAUACAUCCGGAUAGUCCAGCAACCGGUGAACACUGGAUGACAAAAGGAGCGAAUUUUCAUAAAUUGAAAUUAACGAAUAAUAUCUCCGAUAAGCACGGCUUUGUAAGUCAUUUAAUCUUGAAUUUAAAAAGUAAAUGGUAA